Acyrthosiphon pisum (pea aphid) is the source of this 2125-nucleotide messenger RNA. RefSeq lists its product as uncharacterized. The transcript is spliced from 6 exons. NCBI's taxonomy places the organism in Eukaryota, Metazoa, Arthropoda, Insecta, Hemiptera, Aphididae. The record is from RefSeq and is a predicted model, not a curated record. Bases 1076 to 2110 code for a protein of 344 amino acids. Gene Ontology annotation, biological process: mitotic chromosome condensation. Gene Ontology annotation, cellular component: condensin complex.
UAUUCUCCGGGUCGGAGAUAAAGAUAAGAUAACAUACGAUUUAUAGUCUUAUAUAGACUUGUUUUUAUUAUUAUGCCUUUUUUUUUUUUUUUAUUAGUUUCCGGUAUAAAAAGCAUUUAUUCAAGAUAACAAGAAUAAUAAGAUUAUGAAUUACGUAGAUUAUACUACAUACUGGUGUAUACUAGCGUCUAGCUGAUGACCUUAUUUUUUUUUUUGCUUAUCGGCCUGUCUCCGGGGCUGCUUUCUUUCAAAGGUGGCAACCCUAACACCGACUCAUCAGUGGCUGAUACCAAUACCCACUACUAUUUUUUUUUUCCCCUACAGAAUUGCGAGUUUUAGUUAGGAAUAUGAACAAUAUUUUUGCAGUGCGGUCGUAUUUCUGUAGGUUAUCUCAUAGUAAUUACGAUGCAUUACAAAUACUAGGCGCCUGAUUUAUAUAUUGAUACGCAACCGAGCAUACAAGCAUAGAAUAAACAAUGUUUCUUAUCAGUUAUUCAGUUAUCAUAUCUUAAUCCGUGGUUCGUUACAAAUGCCGAGUCAAAAUACGCUGAUUCAUUGAAAAUAUGUCGAACCAUUUAGUACUUUAGUACUUUGCAGUAUUUGACCACAAUACCUAACAUACUCAUGUGCGCUCAUCGUGUUCAAAUGGCCAAGUAUAUUUUACUUUAUAAUAUGGUAGUGUGUUGUGACUUGUGUUUAAUAUAAUAUUAUGAUCACAGGUUAUCUGUGAUAUUAUCUUGGCCGGCUAUCCACGUUUUUUUUUUUUUUUGAGACAUUGUAAGUCCUUCGUGAGAAAACCUAUUCUGUAUUUCUAUGAUCUUACCACAGUCCGACGGUAUCGGGCGCUCGCCUUCUCGGCAGUUGGAACUUUGGAAGCCCGAAAAAUGUUCAGACGUCGGUGUCGUCGGUGACCGGUGCAGCUGUGUCGUCAGCCUGCGCUCUGCAAUAUUGCAUUGCAGUGCCUCAUGUGACUCUGGUUCAUCUUCAUUCUACUUCUAAAUACCUAGAGUAUAAUAUAUACUUACCAUCAUAACAUAAUUACCUAUAUUAUUAUUUUUAUAUAAUAUUAAAUAACAUGGACUCUCAAAAUCAAAAUAAUAGUAUGAACAAUGCAUCAAAAAAAAAAUCGUCCAAACAAGAAAAGAGUUUUCGAGGAGACAUAAAUCAUGGUAUAACUUCAUUUAAAGCUAUAUUAAACCAAGAUGUUUGUUUUGAGGAUGACAAUAACGAACGAUACCUUAAUGAUUUAUCCAUUGGGGACUUGAAUACUAAAGUUAAUAUGUAUAAUUCAUUGUACUUGGAAAAUAAAAUCAAUGUAGAUAAUGCAUUUGAUAUAGAUUUAAUCAGUUGUGUACAACAAAUGGUAAAGAGAUCUAAAGAAACGGAUAUUUUGGUUAUUAGUAAUACAUUUGAUGCCAUUAGUAAGGUGUACUCAUGUAGAGUUGAUGAUAUUUUGAGUACUGGUAAUAAAUUAAUUAAAGAAUUUGUGGCAGAAACCAAAAACAAAAAGCUUGUUAAAGAGAAUGAGGCAAAACCAAAACAAAAAUCUAGAAAAAAACUAAUGUUAACAACAGCAGAAAAGUUACGCUCUAAAGACAAACAAAUGCUACCAUUGAAACAUUUUUUUAAUGUUGAUUUUGGCAAUGAUAUGAUUGACUAUGCAAAACCUUCAAGAAUAUUGAUGAAUAGGUAUUCUAAUGACACUUAUUGGCCAGAAUACAGUGUUUCCAAAAAUGUUCCAAAAGUGAAUGAAAAUCAACAAGAAACAUUUUAUGAAAUGGAAAAUUUAAGUCUAUUAAUCAAAAACGCAAAAAUUUGUCCGUCAUUUCAUAAAUUUCUUGCUGAAUGUGAUAAAAGUACAAAUUGUGAUGAUGACAUCGACAUAAACAAAUUAGAUAAUAUUCAAACACAUUUUAGUCAAGAAACAUCUGCAUCUUGCGCUAACAAUUCUGAAGAAACUGAUGAUUCAAUGGAUGAAGAUUUCAACAAACCAAGUUCAGAAAUAAUAAUAAAUACAAGUCCAGGAUCAUCUAAUCAGAAUAGUAAUCGAUUUGGUAAACAAGAAAAUUUAAGUGGGUUGUAUUACUGUUAUAUUUAUAAAAAAAAAUAAUAUUUGUUGUUGUUU